AUUCCUGCUGUUUGCAAAUGUAGAGAUCGUCAUGCUGCUAAAUGCCACUGUCACUUGAGAAAUACCACUUCAGUGUCGGAAAGUGCCAAAUCACCAAGCUGUUCAUGCUCAGAUGUUUUGUAAAUUCAGUGUAAUUAGAUAAACCACUCCUGCUUCUGUAUCUCUUGGAGGUACCAGACUUAUCAUGUCUGAGGAGAGCGACCUCCUGAUGCAUGUAUCUGACAUGGAAGCAGAAAACCUGUAGGAAGAUCUUUUCUUCCUCUAGUACAUUAUUUCAAAGCAGGACACAGGGCAAACUGAACAGUCAGGAGGACGUUAAUGAGAUUCUCUUGUAGUGAGGCUGUCCAGUGAUGGGAUUGUACGUAAGACUGUCUUGUGAAGCGAUAACCUACUACAGAGUCCGUGCUCACAGCAUGGCAGAUUUUUUCUGCAGGGAUGUCAGGCUGGAAAACAGAAGUCUAAAAAUAUCUGGAGGGGAAUUAAGUGGUUCAACAAGUAACGCUCUAAUGGAUGACAGAGAAUUUCCACCAAAUGAUCUACAAAUAGACUCCAAAGACAAUCUUCAAGAUGACUAUAGGGUGGAAAGUUUGGCUUCGUAUUUGGUUUCUUCACCUGAUGAAAAUGAAAAUCAACUUGACAAUGAUGGGAAUGAGGUUCUGACCAGUAGUAGAACUGCUAUGGGAAGACAGGAUAAAGGUGAGCAGGACAGCAUCAACAAUAAUGAGAAUAUGAACAGUGGAGGCUGUACCCCAAGCUGUAAGGAAAGUGAGACUGAAAGGACAUCUGUAAAAGCCCAUAUGGACCCCCAGCUGGAGGAAAAGCCUGUUAUAGAAAAGCAGCAAGGUGGAAAAAGAAGUCCAAGAAGCAAAAGAAGCUCCGGAAAAAAAUCUAAAGGAGUUCCUUCAGUGGGAACCACAGCAAUCAAGGAGGAAAAUACUCUUGUUACACAUACAGAUUCAGUGCAUGCUGAAGGUGCUGUUGAAGCAAGUGAAAAUUCUCACCAAAAAGAACAAAACCAAACGUUGCAGUCCCUUUUCUCUUUGCUCCGUGAAGAGGUUGAGCAGAUGGAUUCAAAGAUACUGCCCCUGUGUCUGCAUCAGAUAGCUGAGACCUAUUUUCAAGAGGAGGAAUAUGAGAAGGCAAUGAAGUUCAUUCAGCUUGAACGAUUGUAUCAUGAGCAGCUACUUGCUAAUCUUUCUUCCAUACAGGAACAGUGGGAAAGAAAAUGGAAAACAGCAGUUUCUAGUCCAGUUAGAACGCUGAGGAAUUCAGCUAAAGAACUGAGUAGUGAAGAGCUGGAAAAGCUUACUAAAGUUUGUUCUUCGCAUCAACAGCCACAGGCACCCAAAAAUAAGCCAGUAGCUGCAGAAAUUACAUGGGAAAGCGGUUGCUUGCUCCAGUUAAUGGGAUCAGAGGAUUCAAAGAAAAGAGAAGCUGCUGCUUUUAAAUCAGGUACUGAAACUUGUCCUGGCAUUGGACCAAAGAAAGAAGAUAAACAGCUGAGCUCUCGUCCUCCAGGUGAAAACAAAACUGAGAGACAGACCGAGACAGCAAGCCUUUCGGUAGCAGCAGGAAAGGACCACAUGGAGGAGCAGCACUGCAGUGCUGAAUCAACAUUGGAGCCACACACCCAGUCCACAGGGACAGUGGGCAGGCCUUCUUCGGGCUGUUUAUCAUCAGGGGAUGCCGGUAAAGAUAACAGUUUGCAGCUGAGAGAAAGGCAGCUCUCUAAGGAUGCAGAAAAAAUAAAAGAGACAGCUGGGGAGCCUGGAGUGAAAAUCUCUCCUGGGCCAAUGGUAGAUGCUGUGGUUUUAACAGAUGCUGAUUAUAUGCCUACUGAUUCGGUUUCUACUGAUAAAGAUGUACAAGCUGAUAAAAAUCUUCUCAGAUCAAAACAUGUUGCUAGCUCUUCAGAAAUUGCUAGUGGCCAGCUCGGAAAUAGUGAUUUAAACCAGCAACAGAAUCAGCCCGAUGAUGAUGACGAAAAAUCUCCCCAGGACAGAACUGCAUCGAACGUGUGCUCUGGAAGUCAUAAAGUGUCUGAGCAUGAGAGUACUGCCCUUUCACGAGUAUGCAAGGAAAUGCAGAGAGCAGCAGGACAGGAGGAGAAGGUAAAAAAUGAAGAACAAGAAGAUUUUCUUCUUAGACUUUUAAAUGGUAACAUAAUAGACGCUGAAGAAUCGUUUGCAAGCUUAGCAAACCAAGAGGAUUUUGACACUGUUCCAGAUAUUUCACCUGAACGAGCAUCUUACAACUCACUGGAAGCUUUAUCACUAGAUGACAGCUUUUCUUCUCUUGAUGAACUUGCAAGAAGGAUAGAGAUUGCAGAGAUUGCCCCAGCAGAAGGAUUGGUGUCAAUACUGAAGAAAAGAGAUGACAGGGAAGGAAAAGCAAUUGCUCAAGUCCAGCAAAGGCAAACAAAGAGAAGAGUCCGAUUCCAAGAAAUGGAUGACACUUUUGAUCAAGAUGAAGUAGCUGGUGGCUCCUGUAUUUUGCUCAUCCUGCUGUGCAUAGCAACUGUUUUCCUUAGCAUUGGAGGAACUGCACUGUACUGCAGCUUCGGUGACAUGGAAUCCCCGGUGUGUACAGAUUUUGCAGCCAACAUGGAUUUCUAUUAUACCCAGAUAUUGCAGCAUGUGGAAGAACUGAAACGCUGGAUAGCCUUCUCCUAGUUGAAAUGAGCAGAGACGGCACAUUGAGAGCUUACCACUGAUCAUUGGUAGAAAAAAAACUGUGAUUUCAAGUUCUUGGUAACACUUGCCACCUGCAGGUGUAUGUGAUGAUGUACUUACACUUUUACUUAGAAAUUGAGAAAAAUCCUAGUUUAGCAUUCAGGUGGCAAAAUGUUCACAUCUUAAGCUGUAGCAGCGUGGUAUGGGAGAACAAAAAGUCAUUCUCUUCACCCUUUUAAGAUUACACAAGCAGCUUUUCAAUAACUUGAGCAAGUGAAGAAGAAAGAAGAAAAUUGACUGUCUUCUAUAUACUCUCUCAUUGCCACACCUUGUGUAAGCAAUCUCUGGAAGCCUAGUUAAAGGACAGCUUUGAUUUACAGCUGUUUGUGCAAAGCUGUUGCCUCCAGCUAUCAUGCAAUAAGUCUGUGUUUUACGAAAACAUUAUUUUUCUUCUACGUCUUACUAUUUUUCUCCAUUUUAAUUCUCCUGGUGAGCCACGUAAUAAUUUGGGUGGAGUGAGAAGAGUGCAGCAGCAUUCACAGAGCCCUCAUUUGGUGAAAACAGGCUGACCCUGUAUAUUAUAGCUUAUGGUGAAUAUCAUGAGUGGGAUAAAUCUGCUGGCAGAUUUCACAAAACUUCCUGCAACUUUACUCCCGGUAUUGUGUGGGCUGUUUUAGAAGUAGAAGGAUAAAAAAGAAAUCAUCGGUCUCACUAAACACGGAAACAGGAGCAAGAUGUUCAGUAAAUUAUUCAUGUUACUGUAGAGUGGCUUUGGCCAGUUUUAAAGGACCUGGUAGUAGGUGUUGGGCUAACUGGGUUUUCUGUCCAGCUAUGUCACUGACUUACGGUAAUCACUUUGUGCCUCAGUUUUUCCUCCGUAAAUGGGGAAUAAUGAUCCUUGCCUUUGUCUGUGAAUAUUUAUUGCAAUUAGGGCUCGUGUCUGAUUCUCCUGCAGCCCGGCGGAGCACACAGGAUCACUGAACUGUGUGGCUGCAGCCUCUCUCACUGAGUGAGCACUUAUGUACAGUGCGACUGAUCCAACAGAAGAAAUUCAGAGGCUAGCUUGAGAUCCGCAGUAUGUUGGUAGUCCAGGGCACUCAUUCCAGCAGAGAAAGCACAUUUGCAUCUAUUUGCCCUCCAGAUCUGAGACUCAUAUUGUAAAAUCUGCUCUCGUUUUCUACCAGCUUUAAAUCAGUACAAGAGUCGUUUUAAAUGGAUAUUUCUGUCACCUGGUGCUCAGCCCUUUCUGUGUGGUAUGUGAGAGAAACACUGACGUGACGGCAAAGGUCAGAAUUAGUGACACAGGCCUUUGGCCCACGCUAUGGUCAAAAUGUGGCAGCUGUUCUCGUGCAGAGCAUGAUGCUGAUGGUGGUGUGUGAAAUGAGUCCUUCACACCUCAGAAAACAGCAGUUUUGAGGGGUCUGCUUCACUCCGCUCCGCUCCCAUCUCCAGCUUAUUAAUGUUGUUUGAUGCAGUUCCUUCAGGUUUAGGAUAUUAUUUUGUAAACUACUACAAAGUGAAAUCUUCAAGAUAUCGCUCAGAGUUAUAACAUCAACCAAUCAUGCUUUCUGCCAUUUGCAAGCCGAUGUCCCUCUAGUGAGCUUGAUUGUUCCUAACGCACUGUUAUACUUAACGGGUUUUUAAAGUGAAAGUUAAAAUCAUGUUUUUUCUAGAAUAAACUGCAUGUAUGAUUUCUUUUUUGGUUUUCACUGCUGAGGCUUGAUUUAUCUAUACCUUAGGAAGCCUCAUGUGCAGCUCUAUAUUAAAGUAGCAAAUUUAAAAUACCCAAAUUAAGGAAAACUUUUGCUUUCACAAUGAAACUUACGAAUGGUAGUUUGGCAUAUUUUUUGUUGGUUAUUCUCAGAGCAUUAUAAAGCUGGACUAAUGUUAGGGAGAAGGGGAGAGAUGCUUUUGUAUUUUAAAGUGUUACUGGCUGGUUCAGUGUAUUAUUUUAAUUUCCGGUUUAUGUAUUUAUUUAGUUUUUAUUUUAAAGAAAAACUUAAUUUUCUUCUUUUUUUGGUAAUUUACUCAGAGUAAUUAAGCAUGCAUUUGGUUAAAAUAUGUAUUUAGAGUGAUUGUGUAGUUAAAAUAUAUUUUGCAUUUCUGUAACUUUGCAUUGAGUGUUUCAGGAUAUUAAGUUUGUUCCUAAAAGACUACUGUUGAUUUCAGCUUAAAAAUCUGUUUAAGUUUUUGUGCACUUCAUCACCAAAAAGAUCAAGAGGUAUAUAUAGAACUAUUUAUUCAAAAAUAUAUGAGAUAUGAAGAUCGAAGAUCUUCUACGUUUGUUUAAUUAGAACUAUUUUAAAAUAAUUAUUUUAUUUAAAACUGUAAAUCUAUUUAAAGUCAAAGCGAUUUUUAAUAAGCGGUUCAAUUUAAAAUCCAUGGUCCAAAUCCUGGUACGGCAGCUUCGUGUUAUAUUCCCAGUGCAAAGAUUCGCUAACAUCAGCAGAACUGCCUACAAGAAGACCAUGAAAGGGUAGCACGCCACUUUACAACAUGCAUCUGAGAAAAAAUGAGUUCCCAGAUGUUCUGUGUAGCUCAGCUACCUUACACUGGUGCUGUAACGUGGAGCAUCUCUCCAGCCUUCCUGGCCUAUGCCAAGGUACUGCUCCUGCAAGGUGUCUCAGGAUUUGGGGGAGCAGAAGGAGCACAUUCGCACAGGCUGCCCAGCUCCUCAUCUGAGCUCUUCACUCCUCAGUUGCAGUUGAGGACUUGAGUCUGGAUCUAAUUUCCGUCGGCAUUCCUUUAUAAGAAGCGGAUAGUACUAACUCUUGCUUCGCCUGACAAUUCUGCUGGUACACGCAGUUUGGCUGGUCUGUACUACGUUAUCAGACUUGCAGCUACCAACGUAAAAGAUGUGCUUUGUUUGAACACCAAGGAGUGUGCGAGUUGGCUUCGUGUUGGCAUUCCCAUGUGUUCUGUUCCUUCUUGAUUGCUAGUGACAUUGCUUCCACCUGGGUGGCCCGAGGGGUGAGGAUCUUAGGGAAAUCCGAGCUGAAAGUCGAUUUGAACGGUUAUCCUCAUCUGAGGAUUUUGUGGUAAAAUAGUGCUGAACAGCAGCUAGGAGUGAAAUAGGAAGCAAGGAGAGGGGAAAGGCUUUUUCUGCCCUUUGUGCAUCUGUAAAGCCUUCUGUGUGUAAGUUUUCAUUUACUCUCUUGCCUUCCCUGCCACUGUCUGUAUGGUUGUUCUGCUUGGCAGCAGAGGAAACAUUGUGCCAGUGUAAAAACGUUUGUAGCCAGUAGGAAAAUUCAGGGAAUGGUUCGGUACUUGGCAGUAGUUAAAACUAAUUCCUUGAAGGAUGACUGGGAUGUCAGGGUGGUAGUUCACCUUCAAAGGUGGAAGUUGUGGGCACUUAAUCACCUGCCGCACUCUACCAGAAACCCCGCCUUCCAGUUUAUUCAGUGAGUGUCAUUAUUUUUAGAAAGGUUCUUGUGAUAGAGCAAAACCAAGAAGAUGCUUUGUGUCCAUUCAGCAUAAGCUGCCAAAAAGAGCUUUCUGAUGACAUAAUGAGCACCCUCACCCCAAAUAACAUGAAGGACACCAAGAAAAGCACUAUGCUGCAGCAUAGCCACGCUGUACCACAGGCUCGUUUUCAAGCAGUGUCAGUAAGGAAGCGUUUUCACAGCCGAGAUGUGCCAGGAGAAGCUUGUAAUCUAGACACAGCCCGUGUUUUAAGAUUUGUCCAGUAUCUUUGCUCUCAUGCUUGGAAAAUGCAUAGCACUGGUCUCACACAGCGGGAAGUAGCCUAACCAAAGGGAAGACUCUUGUUAGAGUUCUCUGGGAGGAAAGGGCAAGCUUGAAAUAUCAAAUGAGCAGAGUAGAUUGGAAGUCCAAGUUCUUGUGUGAUUGGGCAUUAUUCCACUCAAUAACCAAAGGGGAUGCUACCCUCCCAGGAAAAUAUCUUUGCCUACUUUGUACCAUAAUGUAAAACCAAGACCAUCUGAAAGGACUAAUAACCAUUUGUAACAAAUUUAACUUUAGCUACUUUUAGCAAAAGGAGUAAAUAAUUGUUUGAAACCAUCACCCAAGCUUGUAAUUUAAAUACUGUAGCAAAAAAAAAUAAAAAUAAAAAAUGUCCCAAAGAAAAUAUAUGAACCUUUUUGGGUACUGUUAUUUUUAAAUAUAUGAAAACACUGAGAUGAUGUUCUGUGAAAUUCAAGUAGUAUCACCAAGGAGAAUUUUAUGAUCAAACCCAAACCAGAAGGGUAAAUGAGGAUAAAAUGCAUAAGGUUUGGUUUGGUUUUUGGCGAAAUGUAGGUUUCAUGGGUUUGUUGGUUGGUUGGUCUUUGUUUUAAUAGCUAAAUGAAACCCAGCCUCUUCACAGAGCAUGGUUUCUCUAGACAGCUUUUUAAAGUACUGAAUUGUUACCUUACUUCUUUGCUCCAAAAGAAGGUAUUGGAUGGUAAGUUUCAGAAAUCCUAGGGUGGGUGACUUGCUAAGAGAUCACAGGCCAGUCCGCUCUUUGAGUUCAAUUGAACAAAACCAAAUCAACUCCGCCCAGCCCAACCCAGCUGCCUCCAAUUUGAACAGGAGCGUGCCAACACUGCGUUUAGCAGCAUCCCCCUUCCUUGGCUCUUCCCCCAUGAGCCACUAAAUGAGGCCACCCAGGAUCUUAGACUGGCUGAAAAACUAGUGAAAUCCUACGAGGAAAUGAGUUGGUUUUGUUAAUCUUGUUCUGUUUUUGUCAUCUUUCUGUUUUAUAUUUUGUAACUGUUCUUCACAGCCAGAAAAGAGGAAAAGUAUAAUAAUGUAAAUGGAGAAGAAAAAAAAAAAGAGAGAGAUUUGUGUAUAAUUUCAUUGGAACUUGAGAUAACAUCUCAUAUAGCUACCUAAGGAAGCUUAAAGUAUAUCAUGUCUCUAAAGAGACAUUUAACUCGAACUCUAAAGAUCUAAUGAUCUUUAGGCAUUGCUUCUUUGAAGCUCUUUUUAUUAUUUGUGGGUUUUAUUAUUUUGGAUUAAAUGGCAUGGUAAUUCUUCUCUGGCUUAAUAAGAGCCUAGGGUUCAUUGUAUCCAACAUUGUACAAGAAUUGUGUUCAUCUCAUGAAGGAAGUGAUGAUGGGUAGUAGAUGCCUGCUUUGUUUUAAAGAGUAGCUCUGUGAUGGCUAAGCUGUUACAGAAUCGAUAUGGAAUUUCACCCAAAGGUCUGAUUCUGCCCUUAGGCAUCUUGAGCUUGCUGUUAAUGACAAACAGGCUAAAAUUAAAAAUAAACAUGAAAAAUAAACAGGCACUGCUGAAGCACACCCACAGUUUCAAAGGCACGGCUAAUAUCAGACCUCAGUCCUCUAUUAAUCUAAAAUUGUUGAGCUGCACUUUCUUGAAAACAAGCUUGAAUCCAGCUUCACAUGACAGUAGGUCAGUCAGCUCUCCCCUUUUUCUUUCAGCCAAGAAACUGUCUGGCAGUAUCAUCUUUGAGCCAAAAUAGGCCCCGAUGUAGGACUCAUUUGCUAGGCUGUUGGGGAAGUUUUCCAGUAACGCUUUUGUCAAGUUACAGUUAAUGGUUGUGUCCAAUUUCAUCGCACAGCAUUGAAACUGAACUUAAGCCCCACAGUUGUGCUUUCAUAGACUAAUCAUCUUUAAAGCCAUUAUCAAAAACAACUUUCAGAGUGAGAACUAUAGAUUUGUUUUUUUCUUCAGAAAGUGCCAUGUGCCUAGUACUGCAAUGAGAAAAUGUCACUUUUUCGCAGUUUUGCCGCAACACUGCAGGAUUUCACAAUUGCUGUUGGUAAUCCGUGGAAGCAGAGGCAAUGCAGCAUUUCCUACAGCGCAUCCCUGCAGCUGGUCGGUGCUCGUUCAGCUGUCCUCAGCGUGGCUUUCAUGAGAAAGUCUUUGUUACAUCGCAAGUGGCGGUGAAAGCGGGUCUGUGCUAGAAGUCGAGCAACGUGAGCUCUGUGAGGCUACAGGAUUAGCAGGGGUAUUUUGAUAUGACUUUUCUGUGCUAGCUGAAUUCAGUGCACUGUAGAAAGGGCAGAGAAAAGAGAGCAAAAGGUUUGAAUCAUUAAAGAUCCGUGAAUUUCAGUAAGACAAAAUGUCAGCAUCUACCAUCGUAGAAGUUAGCAAAGUUGCUCCAAACUGUCCCACUGCAAGUAGUAGGUAAAUGUAGAUUUGAAAAAGGUAGAAAGAAAAGAAAAAAG
Messenger RNA from Cygnus atratus (black swan), 8803 nucleotides. RefSeq names its product consortin, connexin sorting protein (gene CNST). The transcript is spliced from 11 exons. Gene Ontology annotation, biological process: positive regulation of Golgi to plasma membrane protein transport. Gene Ontology annotation, molecular function: connexin binding. The coding region runs from base 351 to 2672 and encodes 773 amino acids. Lineage: Eukaryota; Metazoa; Chordata; Aves; Anseriformes; Anatidae. Gene Ontology annotation, cellular component: trans-Golgi network; plasma membrane; transport vesicle. The record is from RefSeq and is a predicted model, not a curated record.